Molecule: messenger RNA, 277 nt
Organism: Racocetra persica
Lineage: Eukaryota; Fungi; Glomeromycota; Glomeromycetes; Diversisporales; Gigasporaceae
Source: the annotation of a GenBank genome assembly
UAAAAAAGCACGUUGGUCUAAGGAACAUGAAAUAACAAAGAAAGCACUAAAUCUGAUGAUAUGGCUUAAUUGUAAUGAUGAGUUCUUUAAUAUUAUAGAGGAAUUUAUUUCAACUAAAAUACAUGAAUUACAACUUUUAGAAGAAAAUAAAAGUGCAUUGGAGCAGACCGCAAAUUUUCAAAAAAAUGUUCAUAGUCCCAAUAGUACAAAUGCAAAUAAUAGUCAAAGGAAUCAAAACAAAUAUGCUAACUGUGGAAGUUAUGGGCAUAAUGUUUGA